CUAUAAACACUUAAUAAAAACAUCUAACCAAGAGGUAAGUGUUUGGUUUUAAAUUCAUUUAGAAGAAAAUGUUUAAAAGGUUCUUCAAAAACAUUUUCUUAAAAAAACAAACAAACCCACCCUUAAUUGUUUGUGAAAGAGAAUUUGGAGGAACAAAACAAUCCGAAGAGAAAGUCGGGAGAAAUCAGAUUACCAAAGUCAUUGGCUUCUUCUUCUUCUUCUUACUCUUCCAUUUCUAAUCUCUGAUCUGAAACCACCAAUCGGAUUCCAUUUGCGAUUUCUAGAUUCGGAAACAUCAUGCGCCGGGAAGUUGUCUUGCCGUUGUUCCUCCUCUGUUUCUUCGCCACAGAUCUUCUUCGAACUGCUCAUUCAAUCUGGUUGAACUUGCCUCCAUCUGGAACCAAGUGCGUCUCCGAGGAAAUCCAGACCAACGUUGUCGUUCUUGCCGAUUAUGUCGUCGUCGCUGAUCAUUCUCACUCCCCCACCUUCUCUAUCAAGGUGACAUCUCCAUAUGGGAACAAUCUUCAUCACUCGGAGAAUGUAACACACGGCCAGUUCGCAUUUACGACCACUGAGGCUGGUAAUUAUCUAGUAUGUUUCUGGUUGUCUGACUACAAACAUGAAGCUGGCAAUGAGAUAAGUGUCAACCUUGAUUGGAGAACUGGUAUUGCAGCCAAGGAUUGGGAAUCAGUUGCAAAAAAAGAGAAGAUUGAGGGUGUUGAACUCGAGCUGAGGAAACUGGAGGGAGCAGUUGAAGCUAUUCAUGAAAAUCUACUCUAUCUCAAGGACAGAGAAGCAGAUAUGAGGACGGUGAGCGAGAGGACAAAUGCACGAGUUGCGUGGUAUAGCCUCAUGUCCUUGGGUGUGUGCAUUGUUGCUUCUACUUUACAAAUAUUGUACUUGAAGCGAUUCUUUCAGAAGAAAAAACUUAUUUAGAGAGUCUUCUACUCAUGUUUCAGAAAGAGAUUGUUAACUUAUUUAGUUUUAUUUCUUUAUACAAAGUAGAGAAGUUUUGACACGAACUGCAAGCCAUGCAGAGCUUGUUUAUAAUUUUUAUUCCAGAUUUUUGUGUUUUCUUUUUC
Molecule: messenger RNA, 1082 nt
Organism: Cucumis melo (muskmelon)
Lineage: Eukaryota; Viridiplantae; Streptophyta; Magnoliopsida; Cucurbitales; Cucurbitaceae
Product: transmembrane emp24 domain-containing protein p24delta3-like
Exons: 4
Coding region: 298-936 (212 amino acids)
Biological process (GO): endoplasmic reticulum to Golgi vesicle-mediated transport; Golgi organization; intracellular protein transport
Cellular component (GO): endoplasmic reticulum-Golgi intermediate compartment; endoplasmic reticulum; Golgi apparatus
Source: RefSeq, a predicted model, not a curated record